UGUCCUGGGACAAUACCCAAUAGGGCUAGCUCCGCCUAUGGUAUGUAUGUAUAACUUGUCAAAUUCAGUUAUGAUAAUAAACAAAGCAUGUCCUCCGUUACCCAUUAUAUUAGUGUUCAGGUUUUAUAUAUAUCCAGGAAAAAUUCCAUUUGUUGGGCUUGUAUUAUGCCAACCAAACUCGAUAAUACGCUCCAUCAACCCGAGCCAUAUUGAGAGGCAAUCUUGAAGGACUUUAGUUGGUGCGAGGCUCGUGAUAUCGACAAUCGCCUGUUGAGCUCGACUCCAAAUGUGUGGUCUAACUUCUCAAGAUCGAGCAUCGAGCGCUUGGACCACCAGCAUGUCGCCAUUGUUCACCGUUUCUAAGAUUUGCUCACUCAAAUAGGAGCUGUCUAUCUCCCAUAUUUACCGUGAGGAUAACAAGUGCGUUGUUUUUCUUGAAGUAGAGGACAUUCUUUGUCCUUUGGUUUCAAUAACAUUUCAGAUUAAGCAUCAUUUUAGCUUGUAUGAUUAUAAUGGACUUUCAGUCCCUCAUUUCUUCUUAUUUACAAACCAAUUUAUGUUUUAUUUUUACGUUGAAUGGAAGUUGGGAUGAGUUGCAACCAUUUAUAAGGAACACGUUUAUUGAGAAGUAGGUGAUCUAAAAGUAGAAAAACAUGUUGCUAAAGUAUUUAGCAUAAUUUUUUUUUUUAUAUCAUCCAUUCAUCAUUGUGAAAAAGCAAUUUGGAGAAUAAGUUAAGAUUUCAUCAAAGGUUUUUGGAAGUAUAAUAAAAUUACGUAGUGACUAUCCAACAAUAAUCUGAAAAUACUGAUUGUCCCACAACACAAUACCAGUUUCAAGAAAUGUUAAAAUGUUAAUUUUCAAUUAACCCUUUUGUUGCCAUAUGACCUGACAAACGUUUCCUUUCCUGGUGAUUCUCCCACCCCCACAUACCAUAUAUGCUUUGGAUGGUUAUGGAAAUUUACUGCAACGGAGGUUUUGACCUGUGAAUGUGGGGUUUGACCAGGGGCAAAAUGGUCAAGAGGAGCAGAGGGUGUUCCUUUUGUCUAAGGGCAGAUGAUACAUACAGUAGUUAGUGGUAGCUGAUGAACUCAAAUUCUUUUUUCUUAUAAUGCAAACAAAAUUGGGAUAAUCAAAAGCCUAAAUAAAUAAAUAGCAAUCAGCCCCAAAGGGAAAUGAAAAGAAGGAUCCAAAGAAGAAUGAAAAGGAAAGGGGGAAGGGGCCACCCACCAUAAACAUAGAUGUCUUCUUCUUUUCUUUCAACCAUGUGAACCAGCCCACAAGCUCUCCGCCAUCAACCUUUCCAUUCCCACGAAAGCGCUUUUUUUUUUUUUUUUGGUAGAAAAAAGCUCAAUUGAUAUUGUGUGAAAAUUCCAACUAUAUUAUGUGAAUAUUACCAACUCUAAUAAAAAUCAAAAUUGAAGAAAAACUAUUAAUUAUUUACCCCUCAUAAAUGGAUCUUACACGAUUUUAAAUAAGCAGAGCAAGGUCGACCUCUAUAGAUUUCUAGGCAAAUUCCAAUAUUAAAUUUCAAUUUUUACUUUACAAGCCAACCCUACACAUUGAGCUCUGGUUUGUUCUACGUCUGUUUAGGGAUGGCAAUAAAACCCGAACCCACGGGUGCCCACCCGACCCAACCCGGUUAACGCGGGUAAAAUCCGUGUUGACGGGUUUUGGGCCGGGUUUGGGUUUUAACCCGUUUACUAUUCAUCGGGUUGGGUUUGGGUUUAGGUAAACCCAGUCCAUGGGUACCCGCCCACAACCAUAUAAUUAAUUUUCUCGGCAUAUUUAAUAUUCUAAACAACUAAUCUUAUUUAUGUUUGUGGAGACAUGUCUAAUUUUUUCUAUCUAGUUGUGUAAAAUGAAUUUGAUGUUAUCGAGUGGAGAUUGAAAAACUUAAUUGAAAGGAAGAAGCUUUCAAUUAAUCAUGUUAUUUAUGGAUAAUUUUUUAUUUGCUUCAAUUUUCUUGAGUUUUCUAGAUUGGUGUUGAACAAUUUGUAUAGUUAAUUUGUGAUUUGCUUGAAUUUUCUAGAAUGGUGUUUUAUAUAUGGAUAAUUUGUAUUGAGAGAUUGAUAUUUGACGUUAAUUUUGAUAGGAACUAGUUAUUGUGAAUUUUUUAUAACAAAAACCCGUGGGUACCCAUGAACCCACGGAUACCCAGCGGGUUGGGUUGGGUUUGAGUUUUUCAAACCCAGUGGAUUUUACCCCGGGUUUUUUCACGGAAACUCAAACCCAGUGGAUUUUACCCCGGGUUUUUUUCACGGAUAAACCCAUGGGUUUGGGUUUGAGUUUGGCAAAACCCGACCCAACCCGACCCAUUGUCAUCCCUACGUCUGUUACUUAUAUGCUACUUUUAAGUGCAACAUUCAUCUUGCGUAUAUCUUUCCGAGUGAAAACUUUAUAUAGUGCAUCAACGUACUCGUCAUUUACGUUGCAUGAUUAGCUUGUCAAUCGUCUAAAAAUGAAUCGAGUCUUGGGAGUUCUUGAUGAAGAUGGCCAAAUAUAACCCGAAAGCUCUUAAUUAAUUUUUUACCUGUUCAAAAUAGGAAUAUUAAUACUUUCUCGUCAUUAAAUGCCUGCUUAAUUGGCACUGACUACUUAAGGUAAGUGUAAGUAAUUAACUAACUGCAUCUGCUCUGCUCAACCUGUCAUUCCAAUUAAUAGAAACUGAACUCUUUUUUUUUAAUUUGAAUUUGAACUAUGUUAUUGUUAUUGUUAUUUUAUUUCCAAUAGAAACUGAACCCUCAACCAGUAAUUAAUUAAUUAUUUAUUUAUUUAUUUAUUAUAAGAGCUUUAAUAAGCAAUUCAGGAUGAGAUGGCGGGUCGUAAUCUUUAGGCCCUUAUAAACAAUAUUCUAGCCUAACGUUUUUAUUCUUAUUUUUAAUGUCGUUAUGUUCAAAUUUCGAAAGCUAAAAAAUAAAAUGGCAGGGAGAGGCAAAUUAUUAAUUAAGUUGCAUGCUAAUAUAUAAUAAAGAUAAUAGGAAAGCUAAUAAAAAAAUAAUAAUAGGAAAGGAAGAAGCUUCCUCCGGUGUAGGGUUCAAACCUUUGAAAUCUUUGUUCUUCUCCCUCUCUUCCUCUAACCAGCAGUCUGGCCGUGAAGGGCGGAGCCAGGUGCUGACUGCUGAGCUUUACUUAUUAAUAAUAAUAAUACCAAACAAACAAAAGACAGAAGCUGAAGAGGAAGCCAAAGGAAAAGGGGAAAAAAUAAAACCCUAGGGGAUCAUGGUGCUCUUUUGGCUCUUUAGUCUUCCAGCCCGUCCUUGUUCCGCUCCCAAUCUCCUCCCGUUAAUUACGGAUUAUCUUCCUUUAAAUAAGGAAACGAAAUAUCUAAAUAUACAUUGUUUAGAAGGUUGAUAACAACUACUACAAUCCAUACCAAAACUCAAUGUACUAGCUAGUAUGAAAUAAAGAGACGGUCUUCCUAACUAUCAAAUUGUUCUACCCACAAAUCUUAUCAUGUAUCUUGGGUUAUCUACACAGAGCCAACUUAUCUCUUCCAAAAUUACCCUACGACAUCUUUAGUGGUUGCGACAUUGACCUUAUCAAUAAUUAUCUUGGUGUUGCCUGAAGGUUGAAAGACAAAUAUAUAUAUAUAUAUAUAUAUAUAUAUAUAUAUAUAUAUACAUAUCUAACUUGGAGCAUAAAUGGCUAAAGUUGGUUCUCUCGUUUAGCGAGAGUCUCGGAGCGGCGGAGCUAGGGUUUUCCUAGGUUUCCGAGGUGAAGAAGGCUAUUGAUUACUGAUCGAACAAGGAUCUCUACUCCUAAAAGGAAUAGAGGUGCCUGGGAAAGAGUAUUUCUACCUACGUAGUACUUGUGUCAUACAAUCAUAUAAAGGAAUCCCGAAGGAGUUUUUUGAAGCAACAGAAACGCGAGGAAAGCAAACCCUAAAGUUUCAAGUUUUCUCUACUACUGAAACUUUGGCCUGCUGCUUGAGUUUUAAGCGAAACAAUGGAAGAGCUACAACCUGCUGAAAACGGGAAGGAGGAUCUCAAUGUGGAACCUGAAGAACUGCGAAGCACUGCUGAAAGUUUAGAGAUAGAUCUGGACAAGAUAAACCUAGAAGAUGAGGAUGAUACACCGCUGGAUGUGGAGGAUGGUGAUGUAGAUGUUCUCCGAAUGGAAGCUGCCAGACAACUGGGGCUGAUUGGUCGCCUGCUAGCUGAUAAACAGCCAAACAUCAGAUCACUGAAAAUAGCCUUAGCUAAGGCUUGGAAUCUAAAGAAAGGUUUCCAGAUUACUGACCUGGGAGAUAUGCUAUUUGCGUUCCAAUUCUUGGACCAGGAUGACAGAAACAAGGUAUGCUUCGGAGGCCCCUGGCAUUAUGAAAACAAUAUCAUGAUUUUUAUAUCUAGCUUGCUUAUCAAGAAACCAACUCCUAAGGCACUACAUAUGAUUGAUAUUUGGUUUCAAAUCAAAGAAUUCCCUGCUAAGUUGAGAACUCAGAACAUGGCAGAGAAGAUUGCAAACGGAUUUGGUUCUCUAGUAUGGUUUGAUGAUAGUUCUGGCACUAUGUGGGAUACUUACAUGCGAAUGAGAGUCAGCAUAUCCAUCAACAAUCCUCUAAAGAAGAAAAUUAAACUGAAUAUAGGAGGAAAGUUGGUGGAUUACCUGGUGAAGUACGAGAAACUCCCCAUGUUCUGUUACUCAUGUGGGAGAAUAGGCCAUCCAAAGCUGAGGUGCCCUAAACCAUCAGGCCUGGUACCUAACCCCUUUGGAAUGGACCUCCAAAGGAGUCUCCCUGGACCUCGAAACUGGCUAUCACACUCAUCAAAGAGGGAGGAUGCUGAACUAUGGGCAUCCCUGAGAAAGAAGUUUGACAUGGAAAGUGUCAGUUCUAAUUCUUGUGGUGAAAGAGCACCAUCUGAAGAGAUGGCAGAACCUGAAACUAUUACAAAUGCUACACAGAGAAUGCUAGAAGGUAAGGAACCAGGAAAUAGAGUGGCAGGAGAGCCUGGCAAAGAUGAAACGCAGGAGAAAAUGCACUCUCCACUGGUCUUGAAAGAGAGCUCGGGGGCACCAACAACCCCACAAGAAAAUGUCCAAAAGAUGACUCACACUGAAAGGAAAAUACAGAAGCAAGGAAUAGAGGGAGCAACUUAUGGUCCUACAUCAGCAAAAGUAGGUCAGGGUGGGGCAUUGCAACAGUUUGUACUAGGUACAAACAACACCUGGCCACCAAAAAGAAGCAUGAACAGGGUUUGGAGAAGGCAGGAACAGACUAUGCCAAGAUUCCAAGUUAAAACACAAAUCACACCACAGAAAAGGGCAGAAAAGGAAUGUACAGAGAUGGAAUUAGGAGAGGGAGAUGAAACACUUAAGAGCAAAAAAUCAAAAGUUCUUACCUUUGAGAAGGAAGAAGAGAGACUGAACAUUGUGGGACAACCGAUGAUCAUGGAUGGCGAAAAGGCGGACCCUGCUAAAGAGCAGGGCCGCCCAGCCCAAUGAACAUCAUCAGCUACAACUGUCGUGGGCUGGGGAAAACCACGACAGUUGCCAGAGUAGCUGAGCUACUGAGGGAGCAAGACCCCAACAUUGUGUUUCUUAUGGAAACAAAGAAAAAAGAACAUG
This is a messenger RNA of Linum trigynum, 5566 nucleotides long. The record is from the annotation of a GenBank genome assembly. Lineage: Eukaryota; Viridiplantae; Streptophyta; Magnoliopsida; Malpighiales; Linaceae.